Messenger RNA from Sipha flava (yellow sugarcane aphid), 930 nucleotides. Its product is annotated as tubulin-folding cofactor B-like. Lineage: Eukaryota; Metazoa; Arthropoda; Insecta; Hemiptera; Aphididae. Bases 132 to 857 code for a protein of 241 amino acids. Gene Ontology annotation, molecular function: microtubule plus-end binding; alpha-tubulin binding. Gene Ontology annotation, cellular component: microtubule plus-end; nucleus; cytoplasm. The transcript has 2 exons. Gene Ontology annotation, biological process: tubulin complex assembly; post-chaperonin tubulin folding pathway; cytoplasmic microtubule organization. The record is from RefSeq and is a predicted model, not a curated record.
GCUCAAAACGUUUCCUAAUUGUAUAAUUAUUACUUCUUUUCUAUGAAUUUCAAUAUUUUACUCAUUUGCAUAAUAAAUUGAACGAUUUUUAGUUUUUAUACUUCAGUGUUUUUCAAUAAUCUUUAACAAAUAUGAACGUUGAAGGAACUCACUUGUCCGAAAUGUUAGAACUUUAUGUAUGCACUAAAUUGUCUGAACCUGAAUUAAAUGCUCGGAGGUACAGGAGAGGUAUGACGAUUAGUGAAUUGAAAAACAAAUUAGAAAUGAUUACCGGUCGAUCGGCUAGUAGUAUGAUGCUGUCAGCUUAUGAUAAAGACAAGUUAAUAGUCAAGCUGGAUGAUGAUGAUUUACAGCUUGGUUCAUAUCCUAUUGAAAAUGGUAUGUUUUUAUUGGUUGAUGAUCCUACAUUUGAAUCAUUUCAACAAGAUGAAAUUGAUUCUUUUAAGAUGACUAAGGAAGAAUAUGAUGCAAAACAAGAAACACUGAAAAGCUUUUUGAAAAACAACAAGUUAGGCAAAUAUAAUCCAGAUUAUCAGAAGCAACGUGAACUAGAAAACUUAGAAAAAGAACAACAGGAGAAUAUUGAAAAAGAACAAAUUGACAAAAUGGAAGUUGGACAAAGGUGUUGUAUUCGCUUACCGAAUAAACCUACCCAACAUGGUACUGUUAUGUAUAAAGGACGAUUAGAUGGCAAGAAAGGUUAUUGGGUUGGUGUAAAAUAUGAUGAACCAUAUGGUAAAAAUGAUGGUUGCUUAAAUGGAAAACGAUAUUUUGAAACUCUUCCUAAGUACGGAUCUUUUGUUACUCCUUCAGCAAUUGAAAUAGGUGAUUUUCCAGUUAUUGAUGAUGAACUUUAAUCAUUUAUUUAUUUUUAUGUUCUUAAUAUCACUCUCAUUAUUUCCUAACAUCAAUAAAUUAGAAUUAAUAAUA